UUCUUUUGCCUGUGAUUUAAUAUUCAUUUUUUCUAAGUUAUGAUUUAACUUUAAUUUUUUAGUAAGCUUCUUUACUUGAUUUACGUAUAAAUCGAAAGUAUUUAAUUUAAUAUGCAAAUCGACGAAGGUUAAAAAAGACGCAUAAUUUGGUAGGGCACUAAAAUUCCUACAUUCAUCCAUGGGCUGUACUCAGUAUUUUCAAUUGCUCACCCCAUCAGUCAAAAGGAGAGAGAAAAAGCAAAAAGGGCAAAUUCAAAGAAACAAACAUGCAACAUCAUAAUCGUCAUUUGCUCUAAAUAUAAUAGUAAUAGUUUUCGUCGGUAACGUUUGUCGAGUGGGGUUGGCUUGGAAUUGUUAAAGAUUGCAACUUUAUUCCAAGUACAUUUGCAUUCUGGAGAGAAGAUGGGUUUGUUGACAAACAGAGUGGAGAGAAGUGAGAUCAAAGCAGGAGACCACAUCUAUACUUACAGAGCUGUCUUUGCUUACUCCCACCAUGGUAUUUUCGUUGGUGGAAGCAAAGUGGUUCAUUUUACACGGGUCAAGGGCUCUUCUGAUGCUGCUGAUGAAAUAUCAGGCCUUUCUUCAUCCUGUCCAAUCUUUCCAGAUUGUGGAUUUAGGCUUCCUAACAGUGGUGUUGUACUUUCUUGUCUGAAUUGCUUUCUCGGCAAUGGUUCACUCUACAGCUUUGAAUAUGGAGUAAGCCCCUCCAUUUUCCUUUCCAAAGUGCGAGGGGGAACUUGCACUACUGCUGUGUCAGAUCCUCCGGAGAUGGUUAUCCACCGAGCAAUGCAUCUUCUCCAGAAUGGAUUUGGCAACUAUGAUGUGUUCCAAAACAACUGUGAGGACUUUGCGUUGUAUUGCAAAACAGGUCUUCUGACACUUGAUAGAUUGGGAUUUGGAAGAAGUGGACAAGCUUCUUCUGUUGUUGGUGCUCCUUUAGCUGCACUUCUUUCCUCCCCUCUGAAGUUUCUAAUUCCUAGUCCCGUCGGCGUGGCCACUGUUACUGCAGGAAUGUACUGUAUGAGCAGAUAUGCUACUGACAUUGGUGUUCGAAGUGAUGUCAUAAAGGUUGCAGUCGAAGACUUAGCUGUAAACCUUGGCUGGGGAAGCAGCAAUGAAGGAGCUAUUGUGGAACAUGAUGAUUCUGAUCACAUAAUUGACAGGUGACAUCAUUCUCAUUGUAUUUCGUAGGAAAUGCUAUUGGUGUUGUAUUGAUUUGUGAUAAGACUUCUUAUCUUAAGAAUUCUGGUCCAGGAACUGCCAUUUGGCUGUCCAUAUGUGUCACCAUAUCCGAUGUAUAUUGAAAAUAAGUUAUUGGUAUUAGUUUGUUA
Molecule: messenger RNA, 1331 nt
Organism: Solanum dulcamara
Lineage: Eukaryota; Viridiplantae; Streptophyta; Magnoliopsida; Solanales; Solanaceae
Product: protein LEAD-SENSITIVE 1
Exons: 3
Coding region: 403-1167 (254 amino acids)
Source: RefSeq, a predicted model, not a curated record